AUGCACCGGAGUGAAUGCAAGGCACUGCCCGGGCCCAUCAGCAGUCACAGCACCGGAGUGGCCCACCUUCGAGAGCAGCCCAACCCACCACCAUUCCCUCCUCCAGUCCCCUGCUCUGCUCCCGACCUCAAGACGGCGGCGAGACGCCCAACGGCGGGCAACGACGAGGUUCCGUUCCCCCCCGGUCGGCAUGCUCAUGCUCGCCCUCUUCUCCGUCCGCUGGAACUGGAAACCACCGCCACUCACCAGCUUGAUCUCUUCUCACCACGGGCGUUCGUCCUGCCCCUGCUCCCCACUCUCGACCCUGCUGCUCCACCUUGCAGUCAGCAGCGCAGCUCUCGUCGCCUCCUCACCUGCCUGCAGUGCAGUCACCUUGCACUCUCCUGUCACCACGGCGACGGUGACAGGACCAGCCAUACCACCGCUGCACAUCACCAGCAGCUAGCUGGGACUAGGCAGACGGCAGCGGCUUCCAUCACCGGCAGACCGACACCUCGUGCGCGCGUCAACGUGCGCAGAACAUCCUCCAUCCCUGCAUCCGAUCAGGGGAUGGACGACGCGGCCCUUGGCGCGGCACAAUGGGUGGUGGGGAAGGCCCUAGCCCCCGUUGCGGAUGGCGUGCUGGAGGCUUGGGCGGCCAGCAGUCACUUUGGUCUCAACAUCGAGGCCCUCCGCACGGAACUGCUGCAGGUGCAGGCCAUGCUCGAACGAGCUGCCACCAAGGAGCUCGUCGGGCCGGCCACGGAGAAGCUGUUGCAGAAUCUGCAGGACUCGGCCCACAAUGCCGAGGACUUGCUGGAUGAGCUGGACUACUUCCGCAUCCACGACAAGCUCCACAACACGUACGAGGCUGCCAACGAGCAUGGCAAGGGUUGCGUCUGCGACAUCAUCCUUAAUGCUCGCCACACUGCCAAAGCUCUUGGCAAACAGAUGGCAUCAUUGUGCACGAAUUGCUUUGGUGCCAACCCUAGCCAUCCCCAACAAGAAGAUGCAAGACAAAAUGUCAGCUGUUGUGCUUGGCAGCGUGGUAGGCAGAGGUCAAAAAUGUCAGCUGGCCAUUUCCCCUCGGCGCCAAACGCCAAUCCUGUUGAUGAAGAUCGUGGCAGUGCACAAGGAACACCAAUGACUGAGUUCAAUAGGGUUGAUUUCUCUCGAAGGAUGAAGGAGACUGUAGAGCAACUGAAGCUUGGGAGUGAGGAGGUUAACAAGAUUCUGACACAUUGUGGACCUAGAACUGUCCUAGACAUUGCCCAGCGUCGCUCCCCCACCACACCUCAGAGUGCAGAGCCAAAAUUGUAUGGGAGGGAUCGUGUCAUAAAUAGCAUCGUACACGAUAUCACCGAGGGUCAAUGCUGUGACAUGGGUAUAACUGUGCUUCCGGUUAUUGGUCCAGGGGGCAUGGGGAAGACAACUCUGAUACAACACAUAUAUAACAACCAACAAGUACAGAAUCAUUUUCCAGUCAGGAUUUGGAUAUGUGUGUCGUUCAAUUUCAACCUGGGUAAGGUGCUAGAACAGAUUAAAAGGUAUACCACUUCAGUUGAAGGUGAAAACGAGUGUGUUAGGCCAGAAGAGCUGGUUGAACACAGAUUGAAACACCAAAGGUUCUUACUUGUAUUGGAUGAUAUAUGGCAGUUUACUGAUGUGGAUGACUGGAAAAAGCUAUUGUUGAUACUCAACAAGUCACAAGAGAAGGGUUCCGUGAUUCUAGUCACAACUCGGCAAAAAGAAAUAGCAGAUCGGGUUAAGGAAACUGAAGAGCCAAAAGAACUGGACGGUCUAGAACGUGGAGAAUUUAGGAAGUUAUUCCUUGUAUAUGUCUUUGAUGCUGAGCAAUAUCCAAGAGAUAAACUUCAUUUGCUUGACACCGGAGAUGAGAUCAUGGGAAAGCUAAAGGGUUCCCCUCUUGCAGCAAAGACCGUUGGUAGAUUACUGAGAACAGACCAUAGUUUGGCUCAUUGGAGAAGGGUCCUAAACAGUAAACAGUGGACGAAACAGACCAAUGGAAUUAUGCAUGCCUUGGAGCUUAGCUAUGACUUUCUCCCUUUCCAUCUGCAACGGUGUUUUUCCUAUUCUGCAUUAUUUCCUGAAGAUUACCUUUUCAGAGGCAGUGAACUCAUCAGCCUGUGGAUCGGACUAGAUAUUUUGAAACCUUGUGGUCAAAACCCAACCUUUGAAGGCAUAGGUCUGAGCAUUUUAAAUGAUUUAGUCAUUCAUGGAUUUUUCAUAGAAGAGGAAAAUAAUGGUGAUUUGCGGUAUGUCAUGCAUGACCUACUGCAUGAUUUGGCAUUGAAGGUUGCAUCUCAUGAUUGUCUCAGUUUACGUCUCCCUAAUGUUGGAUCAAUGGAAAUUCAGCCAUCCAUCCGUCACUUGUCUAUAAGCAUGGAGGACUUGGGUAAAUAUGAUGCAAUGUCUGCUGAAAAAUUGAAGAGUGAAUUGGAAGAACUGAAGACAAGAUUUAAGGUUGAAGAUUUGCAAACAUUGAUGUUAUUUGGAAAAAUGGAUGAAGGUUUUGUCAAGAUAUUUGGUGAUUUUUUUGAAGAAGUGAACGCUCUUCGUAUUCUUCAUUUGCCCCGCAUGCUUUGUCCCGUGGAGUCCAUGUUACAUAACUUUUCAAGACUUGUCCACCUACGAUACCUAUGUCUAGGGACAUGGAACAGACAGAUGCAUUUACCAGUUGGCAUUGUUAAAUUUUAUCAUCUAAGGAUUCUAAAUCUUGAAAAGUGGCACUGCAGUUGUGAUUGGCCCGAAGACAUGAGCAACCUUGCCAAAUUGUGCUUUUUUUAUGCCCCAAGUGAUGGUCAGCUUCAUUCUGAUAUUUAUAAUGUGGGAAAACUUAAACUCUUAGAAGAGUUAAAGGUAUUUCGAGUCAAUAAAAAAAGUGAAGGGUUUGAACCAAAGCAAUUAAAGAACUUGACCAAGCUGAGGGAGCUUGGCAUCUACAACCUUGAGAAAAUGCACACAGAAGAAGAAGCAGCUCAAGCAAAACUGAUAGAGAAAAAUUACCUGAGAAGGUUAACAUUGUGCUGGGAUAGUGAGCGAUCUAGUGUUGAGCCUAGCGUGGAAGCAGCGGUUCUUGAGAUCCUUCAGCCACAUGGAGAUCUUCAGGUGUUGUGCAUUAGAGGGCAUGGAGGUCCGUCUUGUCCGACAUGGCUGGGUGAUGAGUUUGCUGUUGAGGCUCUACAAUCUCUUUAUCUGGAUGGUAUUUCUUGGGAAAUUUUCCCUUCUUUAGGGAAGGCGUGGGACCUUCGUGAAUUAAGCUUUGAGCACAUUGCCAGACUGAAGGAGUUUAUCAUAGAGGAAUGCUUUUGCAGGCUAACACAACUUACACUCAUUGGCCUUGGAAGUUUGGAAAAAUGGGUUUACACAGGUGAACAAGAGUCUUCCAUGGGUGGAGAGUUGUUGCCACCAGAUUCUCAUAUGUUCCCUCAUUUGCAAGUGCUGAUUAUUAGAGAGUGCCCGAGACUGUUGGGGUUGCCUUUCCCAAACCACAUUGUUUCCCCGGAUUGGUUCCCCAAGCUACAAGAGCUUGAGGUAACCGGCUGUCCAGAAUUCUCGUCAGUGAUUCUCAUCUCCUGGAUUGAAAGUAUGCGUCGUGUCAGGAUGAAAAAUGUAAAGCUACUAGCGCAUUUUGAUUACUCAAAAUCAUGGAUUUGUGCAGGAUUGGAGAUUAUUGGAGAGGCUGAUUUGCAUAACAUAGACCAAGUGUUAGUUUUUGAUAAAGAAACUGGUCUAGAGACGCUGAUACUGGAGAAGUGCCCACCUCUGGAGUUGAAGCACCUUCUGAUGCUAACCUCGCUGAAUACACUGAUUGUACGAAGUUCAGUUGGUCUAGUUGGAUCACUUGGAGGAGGUCAGAGUGAUGUGGAAUGGCAGCUCCCUGUUGAGAAAAUCUUGAUCGACAACUUAAAUGGUAAUACUGGCGAGGAAUUGACAGAGCUCCUCCCCCACCUUCCAAAUCUCUCCAAAUUGACUAUACGGAGUUGUAAAAACAUAAAAAAGCUGGUAGUGGGGGUGGGCGUGCAACAAACAACAUCAACAUCAUCAGAGAUGGAAGGAGGUGAAAUAACAGCAGCAGCAGAGGAAGAGGAUGAUGGUGAUGGGGUGCUGCUCUUCCCACUUCAUCUCUGUGACACACUACGGGAAUUUUUGCUCUAUGACUGCACGGAGCUGAUCCUUGUGGAUCUGCCAACUCUUGUUCCUGGAGGAGGAGGGCUCCAAGCCUUGCCCCUCCAGGGAUUAAGCAUAGAGUACUGCCCAAAGUUUCUAUCCGCCUUCUCCUUUUCCUGUCACAUUUUCCCUUCCUCCCUGCAGUCUCUGGAGCUUUGGGGUGUGCAAGGCAUGGGGACACUGGAGCCCCUCUCAAACCUCUCUUCUCUCACCAUAUUAGAAUUGUGUAGUUGUGGAGAGGAUCUGAAAUGUCAGGGCUUGUGGUCUCUCCUUACCACCGGGGGCCAGCUCAAAGAAUUAAGAGUCACUCGCAGCCCUAGAUUCUUUGCUGGUUGGGAUCCCAAUUCCAGACUGGCUUUGAAGGAAAUUGAAGGAGGCGAAGAGCAGCAGGCACAACUUGUUUCAUCCACACUGCGUGAGCUCAGGACAGAUGACAUAGCAGGACUUCUUGCUGCACCCAUCUGCAAAUUCCUCUCUUCCUCCCUCACUGAUCUGGUACUUUUGGGGGAAGGGUCCAAAGGGAUGGAGUGCUUCAGCAAGGAGCAAGAAGACGCCCUUCAACUCCUCUGCUCCCUCCAGGAACUAGAGUUUUGGAAUUUCAAGGACCUUCAACAACUCCCUGCAGGGCUGCGUAACCUUACCAGCCUCAAGAUAUUAUCAGUCAACUUCUGUCCAGCCAUCUCGUCAUUGCCCAACGAUGCCCUCCCGGAUUCACUGGAAAAGUUAUAUGCCGGAUACAACUGCAGCGAGAAGCUAAAACAACAGUGCAGGGGGUUGGAGGGAACCAUCCCCAAUAUAUUAAUAUACUAAUGAUCCAAGGACAAUGCUGGCUUGGAGUUCCCCUGUACAUUCUUCUAGCCUUGUGGAGCUCUUCCCCUUCCUUACAAACACAUCCAUGACAUGAGGUUCUUGUGGCCACCAUUUUCCUUCCUGUACAUAAUCUGGUGAGUACGUCUAAGCUGGAACUUCGCUCCUGCUGUACCAUAUCAACUCUAUGAACGCCCUUGCCUUUACACAAGUCUGAGAAAACCAACGUAAUUAUCUGCCA
Molecule: messenger RNA, 5218 nt
Organism: Hordeum vulgare subsp. vulgare (domesticated barley)
Lineage: Eukaryota; Viridiplantae; Streptophyta; Magnoliopsida; Poales; Poaceae
Product: putative disease resistance protein RGA3
Exons: 5
Coding region: 1-4980 (1659 amino acids)
Biological process (GO): defense response to other organism
Molecular function (GO): ADP binding
Source: RefSeq, a predicted model, not a curated record